UCAAAGCCCAGAGUGAAUCUUUUUUGCACUGCCCUCCUCUCUCAGUCACGUGCACUCUCACUCUCACCCUCUUUCACACCAUUCACCUCUUGCCUUCCCUCUCUGAAUCCUUUUGCUCUCUCUUUCUAUCUCCCUGAGGCUUUCUGGAGGAAUUUUUACCUUAGAGUGCCUGUCAAGCAGUAAGAAGAAGCUCUCAAGAAGACAGAAGACAGACCAGGUGGAGAGACUGAGCAGAGUAGCGGAGUCAGUAUGCCGUGUGUGAGCUUCCUGUUGGUGGGGACUUGCCUGCUGGUCCUCGGCCCGGCUGUUUGGGGCGCCCCCAGCCAGUGCCCGGCUCAGUGUCACUGCCAUGGGGACCUGCAGCAUGUCAUCUGUGACAACGUGGGGCUGAAGAAGAUCCCGCAGGUGUCCGAGGCCACCCGUCUGCUCAACCUGCAAAGGAACAACCUGGGUAGCCUGCCCACUGGCUCCUUCGCCAGCAGCAAGGGUCUCAUCUCGUUGCACAUGCAGCACUGCCAGCUCCAUGAGAUUGGCGGCCAGGCCUUCAAGGGACUCAAGAAGCUAAUCUACCUCUACCUGUCCAACAACGAGAUCACCAGCAUCAAGCCAGGUGCCUUCGAGGACCUCACUGAGCUCACUUACCUCUACCUGGAUGGCAACCGCAUCAGCGACCUGCCCAAGGGAAUCUUCUCACCCAUGAUCAACCUGUUCAUCCUGCAGCUCAACGACAACAAGCUGCGUGACAUCAAGCCAGGCACCUUCGCCGGAGCCAAAGACCUGCGCUGGUUGCACAUGAGUGGCAAUGAGAUGAACUCGCUGCAGCCGGGCUCUCUGGACGAUGUGGAGAACCUGGCCAUCCUGCACCUGGACAGGAACAGGCUGUCCACCUAUCCUGGCCUGGCCAUGAGCAAGCUGAGAGUGGUGGAGGAACUGAGCCUGGCCAAGAACCCCCUGAGGAGCAUCCCCGACAACGCCUUCCAGAGCUUCGGACGCUACAUGGAGAAGCUGAACCUGGAUGGCAUGGGGCUGGAAAAGUUCUCUGACGCUGCAUUCAAUGGAGUGACGGCCAUCAAGUCUCUGCACCUGGACAACAACAAGCUCAAGUCCCUCCCCAACAGCCUGGAGUUCACCACUAUCACCAACCUCACGCUCUCCAACAACCCCUGGAGCUGCACCUGCAUGCUUGCCCCUCUGCGCAAGUGGAUGGACUCUAGCCGCCAGCGCCCUGAUGCGCUCUGUUCAUCUCCAUCCUCACAGAGAGGAAAGCAGAUUAGAGACAGUUCUGCCUUCAGCAGCUGCAAAGUCAAGACAAAGAGAGCCAAGAAGGGCACGCGCCAUUAAAAGAGGAGACGCUGCCUGAGGGGAAAGGCCUGUCCAGGUGACGGGCUCUGUACGUGUGCAGAGAAAGAAAGAAAUAAAGCAACUCUAACUGCUACUUCAAGACUGUCCAACUCACUAUCUGUCAAAUCUCAAUUUCACAUGUACACACAGGAAGUGAUACAUGACACAAACACAUGCACACAAAAAACACAAACAGAAAACCAAAAGGCUUACACGAAGCAGAGACUCAAGAAAACACUUGUACACAAGUGGAAGAAUUGUGUGGUUCAGUUAAAAGACAACAUUCACACAACCCACACACAACCUUUAUCAAUACAAACACACACCUUUCUUUCACCCCACUCUCUUUUCAACGGCUGAGGAAUUUGUCAAGCGUCCUACAACCAACACAUAGACAAACAGCCAUGUUGACUCUCCUCGACGCCAGCUUUACACCUUCACACCUUCAGCUUUACACCUUCACCUUUCAGGACCCUGCCGCCUACUGCCACAGCAAUGGCCUACAUAAUUCCCCAACUAUGGGUCACUCCGUUGGUCAUGUCUCGCUGUCUCGCUUCUCCUGUGAGAAAUUCUCUGUCAGACUGAGAAAACAUCCUGAAAGGACUGUGACCAUAAAACGGACGUUGACGUAGCGUGACCCCUCUCAAACUCUGACCAAAGGUAAACGAUACAUCACAGCGCAGGCGGCUGAGGACUUUUUCUGAAAGGGUUUAUGAGACAACGGAGCGAUGGCAGGUCAAAGUUGAGAAGGAACAGUCAGAGACGACAUGAACAAAGAGAGGACUCCAGUUUUCCAGCAGUAUCUUUCGUUUAACGAAUGAAUACAUACAAAGGACAAUCUCCCUAGAGAUAUAAAGAUACUUUAUUCUUACAUGAAUUAAGUUUAAAAGGGUUUGCAAUGCAUUUAAAUAUGUUAUCACAGGGGGAAAUGGUGUACAGUUCAAAAUGGAUAUGAGAAAAGGUGGCAGAGGUGUCAUGUCUUUGACUAAAUAAGUAAUAUACUAAAUAUUUUGCCUUUUCCAUCCACCCUGCUGUGGCAAUGCUUCAUUUGUUAGCAGACACACCCAGACAGUCUGUGUUACAUUUCAUUUAAAGUAAUUGAUUGACAUUGAAAAUAUAUAUUUUUUACUGCUAAGUCAAUGGAUUGUCUAUAAGCAUCAUAUAAGCAUAAGCAUACUCUGCGAGUAUCAUAACUCUUAAGAUUUGGCUCUUCUUUUUUAUGUAUAUUGAACAUCAUAAAUGUAUUUUUUUGACUUUUGGAGGUGAACAACUCACAUCCAAUAAACAUCUGAGAAAUAAAGAUGUAACCUUG
This is a messenger RNA of Oncorhynchus tshawytscha (Chinook salmon), 2653 nucleotides long. RefSeq names its product chondroadherin. Gene Ontology annotation, cellular component: extracellular matrix. NCBI's taxonomy places the organism in Eukaryota, Metazoa, Chordata, Actinopteri, Salmoniformes, Salmonidae. The record is from RefSeq and is a predicted model, not a curated record. Gene Ontology annotation, molecular function: protein binding. The coding region runs from base 250 to 1341 and encodes 363 amino acids. The transcript is spliced from 4 exons.